CGCUGUCAAAUGAAUGUGUCGGUUAUUCCUGUGCUGUGCUCCGCGGAGUGAGGAGCUCCUGACACGCCGCAAACACGGCCAUUUCAGUCAAAUAAACGCGUUAGACGGGGUCUUUAGGCGCGAACACGAGCCGUUUUUGGGGUCUGUAUAAAGCGGAGGUCUUAUUCGGUACCGCCCUGUUAGCUAGUGGUUAGCAUUAGAUUACCUCAGCCGGCCGCUGACCGCUAGCUCGCUAUGGCUUCGUGUAUUUGCAGUACAGUGCGUUUAUAAAGAAGCUAUGGGGUUUAUCGUAUGCUUUUUGGGCAACAUGUGCGUGAUUAAAUAAACGUCAGUGAUUAAUUAUUUGUUGUAGUUUAUUACUGUAGUAGUUUUUUGUACAUCAGUGAUGCCCGAAUGGCGGGUUGGGUGAGCGCGCGCCGACUCUGCAGCCGACUGGCAUUGCGCUCGCAAGCGCCCCUGCGAGAGUACGGCGCAUGCGCCAGGCAUCUUGCUGUGUGUGUGGCUUUGCAAAAGAAGCCCCAACAAGGGACACUGUGCUGGAACCAAAGAACCACCUCUGCAGCACCAGCUCGAAGCUUCAUCAGUCUUGGCAACAAGAGGAAGCAGUACUCAGAGCGGCGCAUCAUGGGAUACUCGAUGCAGGAGAUGUACGACGUAGUAGCCAACGUGGACGAUUACAAACACUUUGUCCCGUGGUGUAAAAAGUCCCAGACCAUAAUGAAGAGAGCAGGACAUGCUAAAGCACAGCUGGAGGUGGGGUUUCCGCCGAUGAUGGAGAGGUACACCUCUAUGAUCACCAACGUUCGGCCACAUCUGGUCAAAGCCGUUUGCUCUGAUGGAAAACUUUUUAAUCACUUAGAGACCAUAUGGAGGUUCAGCCCGGGUAUUCCUGGAUAUCCUAGGACCUGCACUGUGGACUUUUCUAUCUCAUUUGAGUUCCGCUCUGUCCUGCACUCGCAACUCGCCACUGUGUUCUUCGACGAGGUCGUGAAGCAGAUGGUGGCGGCAUUUGAGAGCCGAGCUGGGAAACUGUACGGCCCUGAAACUCGUAUUCCCAGAGAACUCAUGUCCCAUGACGUGCAUCAGACGUGAAACACGCAUGGGCUCGCACACACAGCAGAAGAUUUUAAUUUUUAUUCCAUAGACCUCUUUAGGUUUUGAGGAGCAUGUUCUGGUUUCUCAGAACUCUUCUCCUGGCAUUAUGAUUGGUUAAAAAUAGUAGGUUCUCCCUAUCAUGAAAUAAUUUAGGUGCUCAUUUAACUCAGUGAUCUACUGUUACACUCUUAAUGGUCCACCUGAUUUAAUGUUAGUGAUGUUAGAAGGCCAGGCUUUGGGUUGUCGUACUGUCGAAUGCUGUAGUUACUGUAAAAUGUUCACUUUGAGCAUGACGGUGAACGUGGGUGAUACGACAAGGACAUCAUCUCACGAUCUCAGGAGUAUCAUGAUCAUCCUUAUCAUGAUACAGAGUGUCAUGUGAUUGUAUCGCCCAGCCCUGGACCAUAGGCUAUUAAAAAAAAAAUUAAAUAUUGGCUUUGAUUUCACAAAAACUCA
This is a messenger RNA of Silurus meridionalis, 1551 nucleotides long. Its product is annotated as coenzyme Q-binding protein COQ10 homolog A, mitochondrial-like. The record is from RefSeq and is a predicted model, not a curated record. Gene Ontology annotation, molecular function: ubiquinone binding. Bases 394 to 1092 code for a protein of 232 amino acids. Gene Ontology annotation, biological process: cellular respiration; ubiquinone biosynthetic process. Gene Ontology annotation, cellular component: mitochondrion. NCBI's taxonomy places the organism in Eukaryota, Metazoa, Chordata, Actinopteri, Siluriformes, Siluridae. The transcript has 5 exons.